UGUUCUGUGUCUGCAAGUGUAGCGUAGAAGAAGAAAAAGACAUGGCGGCCCCGACGGACCACAUGAAAAUGCUCCAAUUUUUAAAACUAAUCGGCCAGCUGAAAAGGGUCCUUCGGACAGGCUGGGUGUACAAGAAGGUGAAGGACCCAGAGAGUGUGUCGGACCACAUGUACCGCAUGGCACUCAUGUCUCUGACCAUCACAGACCCCACGGUGGAUAAGGACAAGUGUAUCAAGCUGGCUCUGGUUCAUGACAUGGCCGAGUGCAUCGUGGGAGAUAUCGCACCGUCGGACAACGUCAGCAAAGCUGAGAAACACCGGCAGGAGGAUGCAGCCAUGAGGCAGCUUUUGAGUCUCAUGCCAGAGAGCCUCGCACAGGAGAUGUAUGCAUUAUGGGAGGAAUAUGAGCAUCAGAGCACCACGGAGGCCAGGCUGGUGAAAGAGUUUGACCGUCUAGAGAUGAUCCUGCAGGCUCACGAGUACGAAGAGCUGGAGGGAGCGCCGGGGAGACUGCAGGAGUUUUUCGACUCCACUCAGGGUUGUUUCCAGCAUCCCGAUGUGCUUCAGCUGGUCGUGGCUUUGAAUGAAGAAAGGAGAAGUCACAUGGCAGAAAAAAACAACUCUGGGAACUCGAAAACCAUGUCACACGCAACAUGACCACAUUUUUGUUUUAAUAUCACGGAGGGAAAAAAAAAAAAAAAAAACAGUUGGCAAUGUGAAAUGGACACACAAGUCCGGAAAAAAACAAAACAAUGCGCUUUGUGUUAAAUAUGUUUGUAUAACGUUUUAUUAUAAAACGGGACCUGAGAAGUGCUUGAUUUUAGCACAACAUAUACGAGACCUUCAUUGUGCUAAAUAGUUAUUCUUGAGACACAAAAAAAAACUAUUAUAGACUGAGAUGAACUAAAGCAAGCUGAAAGAUGGAUUGUAUGUUUCUCAACUAGGGAAAAGAUUGAUAAAAAUUGCUUUUCCUAAAUAAAACAAGUUGUCAUAACCAAUCCCAAUGCAUAAAAUUAUUAGUCCUUAUUCUUAUAUUCUGUUAUAAACCUAUAAUAUAUAUUGUACUUUUUUCUGAAUUUAAAAUUGGAGAGAUUAGUUGACCGAGAACAUUUUGCACAACUCUUUUUUUCCCCUUUAGUGUUAUUUAAUUAGCCUGAGGGUUUGAUUUGAUUCUGUGUGUCAUCGUGGCAGUCAUGAGAGAAAUCCUCAAAAAACUUUUAAAUGACAUUACAGAAGCACAAAAUGCUCAAAAUUAACUACACAUGGGCCCUUAGUGAACACAUAAAACACAAUCCACCAUUCGAAAAUGUUUUUUUUUUUUGUGCGUCGAGGUGCGUUACUUACCAAAGAGUAGAGUAUUAAAGCCAUACUGAAAAAUGACACUACCAGAUUAAAGUCGUAAUCUUAUGCGAAUAGUCAUAUAUUUGAGAUAAAUGCUUGUAUCGUUUGAGAAAAAAAGUUACACAUUUUCAGGAUUGUAGUCGUAAUAUUACGAUAAAGUAUAAAAAUAUAUUUGAGGAAAAAGUAUAUUUUUUUGAUAUUGAGUAUUUGAGAAAAAUGUAUAUAUACAAUGACUUCUUGAAAGAGCUACAAGAAAAAAAGUUUGCAGAAUUUUAUGACUAAUCUUGAAAAUAUAACUUAAUUCUCGUAAAAAUUACUACUUUAAUUUCGAAAAUCUAUGACUCUUUGUAAAAUCCAAGAGUUUUUGUAAAAUCUGUGGUACCAAAAAUAAGUAAAAUUGCUUAAGUAAUAUAAUUUAGAAAAUAUACUUUUUCCUCGGAAGUUGUCCAACUUUAAAAUAUAUACGACAGUUAUGACAAGCCGAAAGGAAAGUCUCAAGUACGCAAUGUUUUUCCGAAAUAUAAAAUUUUACUCGUAAUAUUACAACGUAAUCUCAAAUGUAUGACUUUAUUUACAUAUGAUUUAGAAUUUGACAAUAUUGAACUCUUUUCCUGAAAAUGUACAAUUUAAUCUCAAAUAUGCGAUGUUUGUCAGAAUAUUAUGACUAUAAACAGUAUACAACUAUUUUUAGGAAAAUGAUUUAUGCUAUUUUGACUAACCUCAAAUAUAUUACUUUUUAAUCUUCGACUUUAUUCCAGUAAAAUUAGAAUUUAAAUCUCACAGUUUAAUUAUUUGUUUUCUUUUUAGCGUGGCCCCAAUACUCUUCUAUAGUAAGUACCGAA
Molecule: messenger RNA, 2182 nt
Organism: Phyllopteryx taeniolatus (common seadragon)
Lineage: Eukaryota; Metazoa; Chordata; Actinopteri; Syngnathiformes; Syngnathidae
Gene: hddc2
Product: HD domain containing 2
Exons: 6
Coding region: 42-656 (204 amino acids)
Cellular component (GO): cytoplasm
Molecular function (GO): 5'-deoxynucleotidase activity
Source: RefSeq, a predicted model, not a curated record